AACAGGAGGCAGUGGCAGCAGCGCAGCUGGAACGCGCGUGCGCACGCGGGAAUCGAGGACCUCGGGCUCCCUUCUUGCCGCCGGGCAGCCGUCGUGAACCGUCGCCAUCGUCAUGGUGAAGAGCGUGGGCAGCCUGUCUGAAUUUGAGACAGAACUGAAGUCUGCUGGUGACAAGCUUGUAGUAGUUGACUUCUCUGCCACAUGGUGUGGACCAUGCAAAAUGAUCAAGCCAUUUUUCCAUAGUUUGUGUGAUAAAUUUGGGGAUGUGGUGUUCAUCGAAAUCGACGUGGAUGAUGCCCAGGAUGUUGCUACACAUUGUGAGGUGAAGUGCAUGCCAACAUUCCAGUUCUACAAGAACGGGAAAAUGGUGCAGGAAUUCUCUGGGGCCAAUAAAGAGAAGCUGGAAGAGACCAUUAAAAGUCUAGUCUAAUCUCCAGUCAUGGAGACAUUGGAGCAUGCCUGCUUCGGCUAAAUUAUAGCCUGUAACUUUUCUACUUAAAAAAAAAUCCAACCAAGCUAUCUAGGUUAAAUGGUGGAACCUUCUUGAUCUAUGUAAAUGAAUACAAUAAAGUGUAAAUUCUA
Oxyura jamaicensis (ruddy duck) is the source of this 582-nucleotide messenger RNA. RefSeq names its product thioredoxin. NCBI's taxonomy places the organism in Eukaryota, Metazoa, Chordata, Aves, Anseriformes, Anatidae. The transcript is spliced from 7 exons. The coding region runs from base 113 to 430 and encodes 105 amino acids. The record is from RefSeq and is a predicted model, not a curated record. Gene Ontology annotation, molecular function: protein-disulfide reductase activity.